Messenger RNA from Sorghum bicolor (sorghum), 2040 nucleotides. RefSeq names its product COBRA-like protein 3. Gene Ontology annotation, cellular component: plasma membrane. The coding region runs from base 300 to 1649 and encodes 449 amino acids. The record is from RefSeq and is a predicted model, not a curated record. The transcript is spliced from 6 exons. Lineage: Eukaryota; Viridiplantae; Streptophyta; Magnoliopsida; Poales; Poaceae. Gene Ontology annotation, biological process: plant-type cell wall cellulose biosynthetic process; cellulose microfibril organization.
ACCGAGGCGAGCUGCGCUGCGGAGCAGAGUGAGGGGAGUGUCGUGCUGCCGCCGCAGUAAAAAACAGGGGAGGGGAGGCGAGACGCGGCCGCUGCCUGCCGCACAUGCUUUAAGUCCCACUCCCCACCGCCCCAGAUCUCCGACCUCCCCCAUUCCCCCCUCGCGGCCGCAACCGUCGCCGCCGCAGUCCGGAGCAAGAUCGGCGGGUAGACGGACAGACGGGCCGGCGGGCGCGGCUCUGUAUCUUAUCUGUCGGUGGAGACCGCGUGUGUCGGUUAGGCGGCGGGUGGCAAGGAAGAAUGGCGGCGGGCGGCAGAUCCGUCGCGUGCUGUGCCGCCGUGCUGCUCGCGGCCGCGCUGCUCCUCUCCGCACCGACUACCACAGAGGCUUAUGAUUCGCUGGAUCCAACCGGCAACAUCACUAUAAAAUGGGAUAUUAUGCAGUGGACUCCUGACGGAUAUGUCGCUGUUGUCACAAUGUAUAAUUUUCAACAAUUUCGGCACAUCGGCGCACCUGGUUGGCAGCUUGGGUGGACAUGGGCAAAGAAGGAGGUUAUAUGGUCAAUGGUUGGGGCUCAGACCACUGAACAGGGUGACUGCUCAAAGUUCAAGGGCAACACCCCCCAUUGCUGCAAGAAAGAUCCAACAAUUGUCGAUUUACUACCAGGCACUCCAUACAACAUGCAAAUUGCCAAUUGCUGCAAGGCAGGAGUCAUAAAUACCUUUAACCAGGACCCAGCAAAUGCUGCUUCCUCCUUCCAGAUCAGUGUUGGUCUUGCCGGAACUACCAAUAAAACUGUUAAGGUGCCAAAGAACUUCACUCUUAAGACUCCAGGCCCUGGGUACACAUGUGGGCGUGCCAUUGUUGGCAGGCCGACAAAGUUUUGGAGCGCAGAUGGGCGCAGGGCAACCCAAGCUCUAAUGACAUGGAAUGUGACCUGCACAUAUUCCCAAUUUCUUGCUCAGAAGACUCCAUCCUGCUGUGUCUCUCUCUCAUCGUUUUAUAAUGACACAAUUGUGAACUGCCCAACAUGCUCAUGUGGCUGCCAGAACCCAAGUGGGUCAAACUGUGUGAAUGAGGAUUCACCUAAUCUACAAGCUGCAAUUGAUGGUCCUGGCAAAUGGACUGGCCAGCCUCUUGUACAAUGCACUUCCCACAUGUGCCCGAUAAGAAUCCACUGGCAUGUGAAGCUCAACUACAAGGAAUACUGGAGAGUGAAAAUCACUAUCACAAACUUCAACUUCCGCAUGAAUUACACGCAGUGGAACUUAGUAGCUCAGCAUCCAAACUUUGAUAACAUCACUCAGUUGUUCAGCUUCAACUACAAACCACUUACUCCAUAUGGGGGUGGCAUAAAUGAUACGGCAAUGUUCUGGGGUGUAAAAUUCUACAAUGAUUUGCUGAUGCAAGCCGGCAAACUUGGAAAUGUGCAAUCGGAACUGCUUCUCCGCAAGGACUCCCGGACUUUCACCUUCGAUAAGGGGUGGGCCUUCCCACGCCGGGUGUACUUCAAUGGUGAUAAUUGUGUCAUGCCAUCUCCUGAAAAUUAUCCAUGGCUGCCGAAUGCAAGCCCUCUAACAAGACAACCAUUGACACUCCCACUCUUGGUAUUCUGGGUUGCCUUGGCUGCUCUGUUGGCUUAUGCAUGAUGAGUGGGAUCAAGAGGUUUAGCAAGCUUCAAGUUGAUGUCAGAUUCCAUGAGGUGCACUGCAACAGGUCAUUUAUUCAUUCAAUUCCAUGGUUGCACAGAAGAGAUGAGGCGAUGCCAAGAAAAAAGUUGAUAUGUGUGUGUGUGUUUUUGUAAGUUAAAGGGCCAAAAUGUAUUUCUUGUUUGGUAUAUAGCAGCCCUACAGCACUUUGGUGAACUUAGUUACUGCAAAUUAGGUAAUUACAGUUGCACCUUUUGUAUUUUAUAGCAAACCCAGAAUUUUUCAUUGGAUUAUAUGACUGCUCCACUUCUUGUAGUAAAUGCAAGGCUUCCCUGAUAAUGUUUUAAAGAUUGGUCGAAUAGAAGAGACAAUGGUGAUUGAGAUAACUAAA